UACCUCUUCCUACCCUGACUCACAAGCAAGCUGCUCGGGGAAACCCGCCCCAAACAGGACUCCGCACCGUGCACGACGCCGCGCGGCCUCGCCUCUCAGGGCCUCGCCGCGCGGAAGGCUCCGGAGAGCGGCCGCGUGCCUCUUCCGCCGCCGCCGACGGGGGGAGGACUCGGCCAGAGCCGCCAGGCCCCUAUGGCCCCGACGGCCCCGGCAGUGCCCAAGACGGAUCGAAGAGAAAGCGAUAUCUUGCGGAAGCUUUCGCCGAGGCUUCUCCAGGGAGAGCAGGUCCUCAUCGGUUCCCGGCCUCGCUACGUCGAGGCCAAUUGGCCCCAAAACGAGCAAGUGCCGGGUGCCAGAUGCAAAUGUGCUAGGUUCAGGCCAGAGCCACCCCCCCCUGGGGUGCGCCGAGGCAGGAGAGCCCCGGGUCGAAACGACGAGUCCGAAUCGGCGGCAUCGAAACGAGCACCGGGAGGGGCAUGGGAGGGGGCCGAGGAAAGGCACUCCCCCGGCGGCUGGCACACUGUGGCAGCCUCCGCCGCCGCCGGAGAGAGGGCUUCCCAGCUCCCCCUCCGGCGGGAAAUGGGAGGUGCACAGCGCGCGUGCGGCCUCGUCGCCUCAAGAAACGGGGGGUGGGGCCGGGGGGGGCGGCGCAUCCUGGCCUGAGGCACGUGUGCGCGGGCGCAGGCCAGGGAAGAGGUCGCCUCGACUGCGCGCCGGUGUUCGCCCCCCCCCCGCGCGGGCGCCCUCAUGCGCCUCUCCUCGCCGCCGGCGCGGCGGCGGCUGCCAGCACGGCCUCGGGGCCUACUCAGGCAUCCGGCUCCUCCUGCGCCCGCUGCAGCAUCUCGUCCCGCUGCCGCCACUCCUCGAUGAGGUCCUCCCGGGGCCGCUCGCUGCGGAGGGGCACCAGGAGACGACGCUCCACUCAGCGCUCGCUGCACACAGGGCGCCGCAGAGAUACUGUGCAAGACACACAUGCCCGGGCACUCCGCUGAAUCAACACUGGCUUCGCCGACUGAGCACGCUGACGUGGCACUCGGACAGAACAUACAGGCAUGGCACACUCGGAUGUUCUUGUCUUAAUUAACAAUGGUUCGUCUUUGCCUUCGCAGAUAAACGGAGCAAGAACAGAAACCGCAUCUCCUCUGUCGCUGUGGUAUCUGGGUGUGCUGUGUCUGGCA
This is a messenger RNA of Prorocentrum cordatum, 1178 nucleotides long. Lineage: Eukaryota; Dinophyceae; Prorocentrales; Prorocentraceae. The record is from the annotation of a GenBank genome assembly.